GGCGGCGCGGGGCGGGCCGCACGCGUCCCCGGCCGCCCCCCGCGCGCGCGUGGCCGGGCCCAGAGAAGCCCCGGCGCGGGGAGCGCCGGCCCGGCGCGGGCGAGGGCGAUGUCGCGGUGACGGCCCCGCCAUGGCGAAGCCCCCGGCGGCGGUGGCGGCGGCGGCUGCAGCGGCGGCGUCGGAGGAGCUGAGCCAGGUGCCGGACGAAGAACUGCUGCGCUGGAGCAAGGAGGAGCUGGCGCGGCGGCUGCGGCGCGCCGAGGGCGAGAAGGUGGGCCUCAUGCUGGAGCACGGCGGCCUGAUGCGCGACGUGAACCGGCGGCUGCAGCAGCACCUGCUGGAGAUCCGCGGCCUCAAGGACGUGAACCAGCGGCUGCAGGACGACAAUCAGGAGCUGCGCGAGCUCUGCUGUUUCCUGGACGACGACCGGCAGAAGGGGCGCAAGCUGGCGCGCGAGUGGCAGCGCUUUGGGCGCCACGCGGCCGGCGCUGUGUGGCACGAGGUGGCCCGCUCGCAGCAGAAGCUGCGGGAGCUCGAGGCGCGCCAGGAGGCCCUGCUUCGCGAGAACCUGGAGCUGAAGGAGCUGGUGCUGUUGCUGGACGAGGAGCGCGCGGCUCUGGCGGCGGCGGGGGGCGCUGGCGGCGGCGGCGGCGCGGGUUCCCGCAGCUCCAUAGACAGCCAGGCUAGCCUAAGCGGGCCGCUGGCGGGCAGCGCGGCGGGCUCAGGGGCCCGCGACGUUGGCGACGGCAGCAGUACGUCCAGUGCGGGCAGCGGCGGCAGCCCGGAUCACCAUCACCACGUCCCACCCGCGCUGCUGCCCCCCGGGCCGCACAAGGGUCCAGACGGCAAGGCCGGAGCCACGCACCGGUCUCUGGAUGACCUGUCGGCGCCGCCGCACCACCGAAGCAUCCCUAACGGCCUGCACGAUCCCUCCUCCACCUACAUCAGGCCACUGGAAACCAAGGUGAAGCUGUUGGAGGGUGACAAGCUCCCCCCACAGCAGGCAGGCUCUGGAGAGUUCCGGACUCUGCGGAAAGGCUUCUCUCCAUACCACUCAGAAUCUCAGCUUUCAUCCCUGCCGCCCUCCUACCAGGAAGUCCUGCAGAACGGCCCUGCCUGCCCUGUACCUGAGCUGCCCUCACCCCCUUCCACUGUCUACAGUUCUGCAGGACAGAAGCCCGAGGCUGUUGUGCAUGCCAUGAAGGUUCUAGAAGUACACGAGAACCUUGACCGGCAGCUUCAGGACAGCUGUGAGGAAGACCUGAGUGAGAAGGAGAAGGCCAUCGUUCGAGAGAUGUGCAACGUGGUCUGGAGGAAACUGGGAGAUGCCGCCAGCACCAAGCCCUCCAUCCGGCAGCACCUGUCUGGUAACCAGUUCAAGGGGCCUUUGUAGGGCCAUUCCUCCAUGGAUGUGGACUGGCCCUGCCUAGAGUCUGAGGCCCUAGACCUGGUAGAAACUCUGGCCCAGCCACUGUCUUUCUCUGUGGUGAAUUGUACAUAGGACAUGGCCUACCUGGCUGCCCUGGUGUGACACUGACAGCCAGGCCUCCACCUCCUGCCUCCCUCACCAGCAAACCUUGGGAAGAUGAGAAGCCACAGGCUGUUUGCUGCAGCAGAGUGGUCAGGCAGCCUGGCUCCCUGUUUGAGCUCCGUGUUCCACUCGCAAGAAGCUUCUGAGACUCCAGGCCCGGGACUGUCUGGGGCUGUCCUGCUCUUGGUGGAUGCCCCUCAUCAAGCCUUCUACCCUGGCUGUCCCUCACACUGACAGAAGCCACCAGAGCUUGAAUUGUGACACAGGUGGCACUUUUCUGCCACCCUGCCAUAGCCAGGACCCUGGGUUGUGGAGCACUGGGUCCCAUGUGUCCAUGGUUGGCUGGGAGCUCAGGGUUCCGUGCUACUUGGGGGUCGGUACCUCGCCAUCCCGGUGCCAGCUGCUGCUUAUUAGCACUCACCCCCUCAGCAGUGUCUCCCUGCCCAUGCCAGGCGUAGCCAUCUCUUAGAUCUCUCCUUCAAGUUUCAUUUUCUGGUUUACAGCAACAUAGGAAGUCCUGGAGAGUGUCUAGGAUGAGCUCAGCAUCCUCUCUGGAUAGGAAGAACUGGGCCAUGGCCUGGGUCACUGUCGGUGUAGCCUCCCCCGGAUGCACCCUGGGUCACUAUGGCUGGAGCUGCAGGAGCUGCCCCUGAUGAGUUUUCCUUGGGAAGGAAGGGGCACGACCUGGUUCUGGCUUUAAUUUACUUGUGUGGCCUUCAGAAAGUCACUCAGCUUCUCCAGGCGCCUAGUGAGAAGAUGGGCUGAGGUUCCAUUUCAGUCUGCUCAGUGGGCUUCUGUCCUCUCUCACAGCUGACGAGCUCAUGUGCGACCUACUGGGAACAUGUUAGGUGGGCAGAACAGUGGCUAGCUGUCUCCGCACAGGUCACCUCUCUGAGCCUCAGCCCCUCCCUACAGGGACCCCGGGGGUUCAAAUAAGCGUGUCAGUGCACACGAUCAUGCCUAAACGGCGAAGCAUGACAGAUAGGGAUGGUUUCUACCUUGGUGUGAGGAAAAUGAGGAAGUGGUGCUUUUGCGAACUAUAUAGAUAUCUCAAGACCUGCAGGAGGACCAGGCCCUCCCUGCUGCUGGCAUCAUCCGUGCCAGGUAUUUACUUCCUCACUCAAUGGUACUUUCGAGCCCCAUACAGCAAGCACUUGAGCCCAAAGAGCUUGUUUGUCCUCGCCUCAGGCAGUUCUCCUUCAGGCCCCAGCCACACCCUGUGAGCUAAGGGGACCUGCUAAGAAGGUGGUAGCAUCUUACUUCCCUCCCAACCAAGGCCUCAUGACCCCUUGGGCUGUUCCCACCACCUCUGUUGCCCGCACCCUUGGGUCCCACGCUCUCAGGGGAAAGGCCCAUGGCCUUCGGUGUGCCCAGGGAGUGUUGUGCAAGGGCAGUAGGGAACAGGUCUACUGCUCUGGCUGUGGGGCACUGGGAAGCUCUUUCUAGAAAUGCUGAUGUCUGGUCAAGUGUUUAACUUGUUGGUACCCACCUGCUAGCCCUGGUACUGGGUGAUUCCUGUUAAGUAGGUUGCUGGGCAGGCAAGACCCUUACAGGUUCUUUGAGGCCAAGGAAUCCCAGAAUAACGCAGAGGUAUAUGGGUCCACACAAGGUGGGAGCCUCAUCCAGGAGUCCCAGGAAAUCACAUUUGUAUCAGGAUGGCUUAGCCACCACUGACAUAAGCAAUAAGUCAGGACUCCUGGAAUCUGAAGACUGGCCAAGAAAGAAAAGCCUAGAAGCUACCUAUCCCUUCUGGAGAGAUGUGACCCCGUCCCUAAUGCUGCAGAGACAUCAUGGGAACUGAAAGAACAUAAAUCUUUGAGUACCUGUCCUUCCGCAGGGUGGAGCAAGCUAGGCCCUUUCAGCAAUGGGCUAGCUCUCUAAGGACAGUCUGUGUCUUAUCUCAGACCUAAUAGCAAGGAGGGGCUAGCAGCAACCCAGUGAGCCCUGGGCUGGGGAGGGCAGGUGGUCUUCUGGGGCCACCCCCCUUUCUGGAGCUUUAGCUUUUGCAAUGCUGACUCUCCACCUCAAGCUCACAAGACGCUUGCACUGGCUCCACCUCCCACUGUGACGGAGGUCACCGGGCUCCUUCCAGGUGGCCUCGCCUACCCUGGAGUCAGAAUCUGCUGAGCACAUUUUCAUUUGCAUUAAACAGCCACAAGCCAGUGUUUUAAAGACAAAGUGACCUUUCAUUUUUCUUUCUUGAAACUUGAGAGGAUGUGAGAUACAUACUACUGAUUUUUUUUUUUUUUUAAAGAAACAAACUAAAUGCAUGGCUGCAGAGUGGCAGAGGUGUAUAUUUUCAUACUGUGGGGGAAAGUGUGCUGCUUUGGGGAGGGGCUGGAACGCCUGGUUCCUGCCCUGUUGAUGGUGGUGAGAUCUGCAGCUGCCCCCUCCUGCCCUGGCUGUGUGCAGAGCUGGAGCCUGUGGACUUUGGCGGUUUCUACCUUCUAUUGAACCACUUUCUAUUGAACCACUUUGAUUUGUGGAGAGAAAAAAGAAAUAGAACUUUUGAUAGUGUGGUAAAAGCAUUGAUCUGAACUAUUUUAGUAAAAGGAGUAACAAAUAAGAUUGUGACAGUGUCUAUUUGAACUAGAUAAUAAAGGCCUCUUUGUGAGCCUGUGA
Alexandromys fortis (reed vole) is the source of this 4153-nucleotide messenger RNA. RefSeq names its product coiled-coil domain containing 85C (gene Ccdc85c). Lineage: Eukaryota; Metazoa; Chordata; Mammalia; Rodentia; Cricetidae. The transcript has 6 exons. Gene Ontology annotation, cellular component: apical junction complex. Bases 131 to 1393 code for a protein of 420 amino acids. The record is from RefSeq and is a predicted model, not a curated record.